GAUAAUAUCUAAGGGUAAAUUAGUCAUUUCAACUUCACCAUCUAAAACCCUAAUUGAUACUUAUUAUAUCUAUAGUCAGCUUCCUUUCCGAGCCGAAACCAGAGAGCUAAGGAACCUCAAGGAGCUAACAAUGGGUGCGUACAAGUACGUAUCGGAGCUAUGGCGGAAGAAACAAUCGGAUGUGAUGCGGUUCCUGCAGAGGGUGAGGUGCUGGGAGUAUCGCCAGCAUCCUUCCAUUGUGCGUGUCACGCACCCAACCCGCCCUGACAAGGCUCGCCGUUUGGGUUACAAGGCGAAGCAGGGUUAUGUGAUAUAUCGUGUGCGUGUAAGGCGUGGUGGAAGGAAGAGACCAGUACCCAAGGGUAUUGUAUAUGGAAAACCUACAAAUCAGGGUGUUACUCAGCUGAAGUUCCAACGCAGCAAGCGGUCAGUUGCAGAGGAGCGUGCUGGUAGGAAGCUGGGUGGCCUUAAGGUUCUCAACUCUUAUUGGCUCAAUGAGGAUUCAACAUACAAGUACUUUGAGGUUAUCUUGGUUGAUCCUGCACAUAAUGCCAUCCGUAAUGAUCCAAGGAUCAACUGGAUCUGCAAUCCUGUCCACAAGCACAGGGAGCUUCGUGGACUCACUUCUGCAGGGAAGAAGUACAGAGGCCUGCGUGGCAAGGGGCACUUGCACCACAAAGCACGACCUUCAAGAAGGGCAACCUGGAAGAGGAACAACACACUUUCUCUCCGACGCUACCGCUGAUCUUUGUGACACAAUUGUUUUUAUCAUCCUAUUUUUAUUUUCUAUUGUAAGAUUUGCCUGUUUUGAUAUUUAUGUUUUUGUGUUGAACAUGUUGAAUUUAGCUGCAUUGAGGCUUAUUAAGUUUCAUUUUUCUAGAACUGCUUUGGGAUUUUCAUCUUAUGAUAAUUUACUUUGAAGUC
Molecule: messenger RNA, 924 nt
Organism: Manihot esculenta (cassava)
Lineage: Eukaryota; Viridiplantae; Streptophyta; Magnoliopsida; Malpighiales; Euphorbiaceae
Product: 60S ribosomal protein L15-1
Exons: 4
Coding region: 131-745 (204 amino acids)
Biological process (GO): cytoplasmic translation
Cellular component (GO): cytosolic large ribosomal subunit; ribosome
Molecular function (GO): structural constituent of ribosome; RNA binding
Source: RefSeq, a predicted model, not a curated record